Messenger RNA from Closterium sp. NIES-65, 1332 nucleotides. NCBI's taxonomy places the organism in Eukaryota, Viridiplantae, Streptophyta, Zygnematophyceae, Desmidiales, Closteriaceae. The record is from the annotation of a GenBank genome assembly.
AUGGCCCUUAUCCACCCUGAAUCGGCUCUCGCUCUAGCUGUUGCUGCUGCCGCUUGCUUUGGCGACGCUGCACAAUACUUCUGGGACGUUCCGAGCUGGCUCGCCUGCUCGCCAGCAAGUUCCACUCCGUUUGAAUGGCUGACGGAGUGGACGGAUGCUGAUGAAAUCGAGUUGAGAAGCUGCUCUGUCAAGAGCAGCUCAACUCAAAAUGACGAAGAUGAGCUUCUGCCGCUGCUGCUGCUGGCGGAUUACGAUCUGGUGGACCCUCGUGAGUUUAUAACCACUGAAUGGACGCCAGAGGAUGAGGCGUACCUGAGAACUGGUGUUCUCAGCCUUGGUGACAGUGAGAGUGACUGCGAAUGGCUGACAGAAAAUUCACAGGCGGACCCCUCUGAGUUCAUCACCGAGUGGACAGACGCUGAUGAAGCGUAUCUGAGAGACACGACUCCCAGGUGCUUCUCAGCACCGAGUGAGGGUGACAGGCUGCUGCUGUCGUCAAAGCUGAAGCCUAUGACAGCAGCUGCUGUGGCGUACAGGGUUGGCAGGUUUGCUGAAGUGACCAGCAAGCGGGAAUGUCGUGCUCCUUUAGGCUUUUCACGGUUGAGACCUGCUGUGGUCCGGGCUGCUGCUGCAGCUAUGGGUGCUGUUGCUUCUGCUGUGGGUGCUGCUGCUGAUGCUGUGGUUGCUGCUGCUGACGCUGUGAGUGCUGCUGCUGUCAAUGCUGCUGCUACUAUCGCUGCAUCAUCGGCAGCACCUUCAAAGCCGGCAGUCAAAGUUGCAGCUUCCAGGCCAGCAGCAAAGGUUGCAGCUUCCAAGCCAGCAGCAAAGGCUGCAGCUUCCAAGCCAGCAGCAAAGGCUGCAGCUUCCAAGCCAGCAGCAAAGGCUGCAACUCCCAAGCCUGCAGUCAAGGCUGCAGCUCCCAAGCCUGCAGUCAAGGCUGCAGCUCCCAAGCCUGCAGUCAAGGCUGCAGCUCUCAAGCCUGCAGUCAAGGCUGCAGCUCUCAAGCCUGCAGCCAAGGCUGCAGCUCCCAAGCCUGCAGUCAAGGCUGCAGCUCCCAAGCCUGCAGUCAAGGCUGCAGCUCCCAAGCCUGCAGCCAAGGCUGCAGCUCCCAAGCCUGCAGUCAAGGCUGCAGCUCCCAAGCCCGCAGUCAAGGGGGCAGCUCCCAAGCCUGCAGUCAAGGUUGCAGCUCCCAAGCCUGCUGUCAAGGCUGCAGCUCCCAAGCCUGCAGUCAAGGUUGCAGCUCCCAAGCCUGCAUUGAAAGCAACUGCAGCUCCUGCCAUGGCCAGUGCCAGUGCUGCUCGUGUGGCGCCUCUGAGGCAAACAGAGGGAUAG